Symbiodinium sp. CCMP2592 is the source of this 3891-nucleotide messenger RNA. NCBI's taxonomy places the organism in Eukaryota, Dinophyceae, Suessiales, Symbiodiniaceae. The record is from the annotation of a GenBank genome assembly.
AUGGGGAUACAAGAACGUCGGUGCGGCCUCCUUCGAAAAGCCGUGCUCCAUGCUCGGGGAAAGUGGCUGAAGGGCAAAGGCCUGAGCACGGAUUUUCGGUGUCGACAACAAGUUCUUGCGUGCGACUGUGCUGGCCUGGAUGCCCCGGUUGUAGCAGCUGGUUUGGUCGGUGUCGAUUUUCGCCAAGUGUUUGCGUCGGACAUCAAUCCGAGUGCCAUGGAAUGGCUACAGGCUCUGGGCCACGCCGAACGCCUUCACGGAGACAUUCUGGAAAGGCCUGUCUCGAUGCUGCCAGACGGUGUCGAUGGUUAUAUUGCGGGCUUCCCUUGCCAACCGUUCUCCCGGCAGAAUUGCCGCGCAGCAGGAUUCAAGGAUUCUCGGACAAGGGUUCUCAAUUGCUGCUUGCAGACGGCUCAGACCAUGAGGCCGCGGUUCAUCAUUUAUGAGAACGUGCUUGGUCUUCGCCCAUAUUUGGGACGCUUCCUGCAACUUGCUCGGAAGUAUGGCCUCUUGUCAUCCUACCAGAUGAUCAUGGUUCCGCUGUGUCCGCGCAAGUCCCUGAAUGAGCCUACUGCCCGUCCUCGACUCUACAUUCUGCUGGUGCGAAAGGAUGUGGCGUUGGUGUCGAAGUUUGAGGAUUUGCAAGACUUGGUGUCGACACUAUGCUCUGCAGCUAAAGACGGUAUGCCACCAGUGGGGCUGAAGCCGUUUUUGCAAGGCAACGUCGGCAGCAUCGCCCGAGCGAGGUGGGGGUCCAACUCCAAAUCUACUCCGAAAUGGGUGGCUGCUCACACAGCCAUGCGAAAAAAGGUGGGGCUGGGUCCUCCAGCUAUUGAGGGCGACAGUGACUUCACGGCCAGGGCCUUCAGCUCUCUGGAGUAUGCCGCCGCAGUUUGCGAGUUUCCAGCUUUGGUGGACGUAUCUCAAAGUUUGUACCGACUUCCCACAGCUCACGACCAGUGUCCUUGCAUGACGACGUCGUCGGACCUUGUUCUCUUGGAAACACCGGAGUCGCGCAGGCGGCUGCUGCCAAACGAGGUCUUGAGCCUGCAAGGCUUCCCUAUGGACACUUUGAAGCCUCCUGCAAGCCUGUCAGCCAGACAGCUUUGCUUCUUAGCUGGAAACACGAUGCAUGUCAGGGCGGUUGGCAUGGCUCUGCUCCUGUGUCUUGCCUUGAUCAAUUGGGGCCCUGCGAGCUCCAAGGAGGGGUCGACAGAAGAUGGAAAAGAGAUUGUCAUUAUGUUCAAGUGGACGAAUAAAAACAAACUGGUGCCAGAUUCUCAGAGCUACUCGCAGAACAGAAAGAAUAAGGCGGCGGCAGCAAGAAGGAAGCCUUCAAAGGAGAUGAAGAAGAAGCCGGCAGCAGCGGGAAUGAAGCGUCGACUAAGUCAGGUUUUUUCCCAGAAAGCGGGCAGCAGCAAGACCGGCGUCGCAGCAACGUCGGCCGCAAAGUCGGGCGCAAAGUCGGCAGCAAAGUCGGCCCCGGAGGAAGUCACCAACCAGCCGAAAGCCGGUCCCGCCAAGAAGGGCGCACGGCUCCUCCUGCAGCUACUGCUGCGCCUGCCCAGCGUCCUACCAUUCCUGACAGCGAAGAGGGUCAAUGACAACCUGCCAGCAAUGCUCUUCAAGCUGAAGCUGGCUACGGAGUCGACCACGGCAGUGAGGUACUCCGAGCCGUGGCGUCCGGAUAAUUGCUCUUUUGCACUCAAUCGACACAAGGUUUAUUCCGCAAGCGGAAACGUGUGCUGGAUCAACCCUUUGCACAAGCUGGCUAUUCCUCAGGACCUUCCUAGCUGGGGUCAAGUUUGCAAACUGAGUGCACGCUUUGCUCACAGCAAAGCCGACCUCAACAACGAGAUCCUGUGGCCCCUCACCGUCUACUGCCUCAUGUCCACGCCCCCGGACGUCGAUGCCUAUCCGAUGACCAUGUUUUGCAUCAGUGGUCAUGGCUUGGUUUUCGCUUGGUAUGUUGCCAUGUUCAAGGCCUUGGAGGCUGCAGACUUGGGAUACAUUCGCCAGCUCUGGCGCUGCGGCCUGAGCGCCUCGAUCACCCUCCACUGGACAAGCGUGCCACGGCAGAUUUUGAUGGUGGCUUUGUCGGCGUCUGAGAACUAUGGGAGCGCGGAAGACCUAGUGGAAACAUUCCCGGUGUUUGCCCAGCGCGUCGACGCCUUGCUUGCUGAGGGCGGCAAGUCGGCGUCGAAGUUGGAUGACCGAGUCGACUACUUGAACGAGAAGAAUGUCAAACACAGGGGCAACGUUUUCAACAAGGGCUUGCUCAAUGCCUGCAUAGCAAUGCGGAGAUUCUCACCAAAGGCCUUGGCCACUUUGCGCAAGAUCUCCCAUGAGCAUGGGAACGCGGUGUUGACGGACGGGUACGUCAAACUGGACGACCUUGUCACGGAAGCCAUUGAGUGGACCGUGGAGUCGGCCUACGUCGCUUUGUCGCGUGCGGACUGCAAGGUCGACUUCUUCAAAACGCAGCACCUGGAGUCCUCCAAGGACAAGUCUCAGGCUGGCUGGUUUGUGGUGACCUUGCAGAAGUUCAUGCUCGUUCACCAUCUCCUGACGCUACCGGCCAAGUUGGAACUUCCGCUGCUGUCCGAUGCGUUGGAAAUGGUGUCCACACCGUCGGCGUGGGACCUCAACUUCCCCAAGGUCGAGACGGAGGAUGCGGAGUCGGAGGAGACCAGCAAAGGGGGCCCUGAGGCCAUCGCCCGCCUGGCCAAGUUGACGGAGGAGCAGAAAAGCUUCUUCAGCUUUGUGAGAAGCAUCCUGGAGGGAGACUUCAACGAGGACAUGAACGGCGUCUGUGGCGGCAAGAACUUCAAGAUGGUCGACGAGAUUUACAAGGAGGCUACCCCACACAAGAAGUUGGAGGUUUUCACGGAGUUCAACACGGUGUUGAAAGGCCUGAGUGCCGUGAAGGUCCAUGCCGCGACGUCGGAGUCGAGCGCUCCUAGCUUGAGUGUGAAGUCCUUGGCCAGGUUGAAAGACGAGGAGUCCCAGGACGCCCAGAAGAUGGAGCGCCAGGCUAUUUGGGCCAAGGCCCAGGCGCAGCGGAGGAAGCUCGUGAACUUCGCUGUUGCGUCAGAUUUGGCAACGGCAAUGGACAAGCCUCAGGCGGAGUCGGUUCGGUCCAUGACUGGCAAACUGAAUGAAAGCCACAGGUUGUUUGUCAUGUCGCUCGACUUGGUGUCGGAGUCGAGUGCCACCCCGUGGAGCACGCCCAGUGCAGUCGACAAGGCUGAGGUGCAGAGACUCUACAAGUUCAUGGAGAAGCAUGCGACACGGGAGUCGGACUUCAUCCUUGCAUUCUGCGGCAGGUCGGCGUCGAACCGACGAAUCUUGGAGGACUCCCUCAACGUGCUCAAUUGCCCUUCGACCGUCACGGAGAUGUGGGUCGCAUACUAUGGCAAGGACGACGAGCGGCCCGGUCGAAAGGUGUUCGGGGGCGCGCCCCAUCGGGAGGUCGGGUUCUUGAAGGGCAUGGUGGCGCGUGUUCGACUCACGACGAAGGACGACUUUAUCCCCACAGAGCAGGGCGCGGGGAACCGCGACUUCUGGUCGGCCAUCCUCGAGUACACAUGCUGCAAGUCGGUGGUCGACUGCACGCCGGGGUCGGGCAUGCUAGCAACGCAGUGUCUCGAGGACAACAUUCCGUACUACGGGCUGGUCAAGGGCAGCACCCACUUGGCGUGGGUGUCGAACGUUCUCGAUUUGGCAGCCUUGAAGAUGAUAUUGUCGGAGUCAGAGCACCCGCUCUAUCAGCAAUCCUUGAAAGAGUGCAUUGAGCAGCAUUUUCAAGACGAGAUGAUGGACCGCACAUUCGAGCUCACAGAGGAUGAGUGCAAGGGCCUGCGCGGCGAAGACGACGCUAUAAAGGCGUAG